Molecule: messenger RNA, 1383 nt
Organism: Striga asiatica
Lineage: Eukaryota; Viridiplantae; Streptophyta; Magnoliopsida; Lamiales; Orobanchaceae
Source: the annotation of a GenBank genome assembly
AUGAAGAGUCGAAGCACACGUGACAUAACACUUGUGCAACAACUUCGUCUAGACCGAAAUACAUUUGGUCGAUUAUGUUAUCUAUUACAACAUGUGGGUAAAUUACAAAGCCGAAGAAAUGUUGAAUUAAGUGAACAAGUUGUCAUAUUUGAUAUGCUCGUCAACCCCGCUAUACUCCUUCUUCCUAGUCAAGGGAAGGCUAAGACAGAUAGGCUAGGGGUCGGUCAAACUAUUAGCAAAUUAUUUCAUCAUGUUAUGAACGUUGUACUACAUUUGCAUCAUUUACUCGUUGUUCAACUGGUUCCUGUCAUAGAUGACAAUGCAGGCUGGAGGAGUAUUGUUCACAAUAUAGAUUUGUUUUUUGAAGAACCAUUAAUAGUUAUGUACGUGGUUUUUUUAGUGAUGGAAUCAAGUGCGAGUGAGGAACGUAAUGCCACUACAAACACUACUCGUCGAACGGCCGAUGAGGAACGUGCAUUAGUGCAUGGUUUUGUGUUGGGCUCAAACAUCAAAGCUGAAGCAAAUAUAUCUUCCAAAAUAACCGUGUGGAAAAGAAAUUACAAUGACAUAGUGAAGAUGAUGGGGACAUCCGACUUUGAGGAUCCCAACCAUGUGUGGCAAGCAUACAUUAAAGUAUUAUUGCGUGGGUGCACAUUAACUUUUUUGUGUUCUAAAUUGAUGAAAAAUUCUAUCCAUAAAUCUAUCAGGCACACCCUAAGGCCAGAGACCGGGCAACAAGAAUGGGAGCAAUGGGGGUUUGCUGUUGCUAUGAAUGAUGUGAUCCAACUCAACCAAACAAUGUUAGACAACAAGAGUCCAUGCCUAGUCCCAUUAAUCCAAAGGGCAAUGAAAUGGAUUGUUCUUCAGCACACAGGGAUGAGAGUACCACAUCCAGCAAGAGUCGGGGGUAAAAGGAAACGCUUUCCACAAGACGAGGAUUCGUUGGUGAAUAUUUUUUUAGCUUUAGUUGAAAAAACGGAUGAACGCCUUUUGCAAUUGGCCUCACAAGUUGUUUAUGAGGCUCUCGAAUCUAUCCCUACAUUGUUGACCGAUGAGAAGUUAUUUGUUGCAAAAAUUCAUGCAAAAACAAUGAGGAACUUGAUCUUUCUUACAACCUUAGUGAAGAUGCAGAACAGUGUCAAAUUAUCUCGUUUUGGUGUAGUGAAGCAUGAAUUUCAUCACAAGGAUAAAGAAGCGGACUACGAAUACUCCUUCCGCUCUUUUGACAUGCCGUGGUACAACAACACAGACAUUGACCUUGGAGAUGGCCCACUUGGCUCAUCCAUUCAUCAGCCGAGCAUUGUUGAUGACCCCGAACCAGGACAACCCGACGAAGUGGACAUGGAUGUGGUCGAGGUUUACAUGGAUGCUGUAGAGUGUUGA